GCAAUUAUGUCAAGAUCCACCAAUAGAACCAACCAUCCGGUUGAUUCUUGUCGCCAAUUAAAGGAACAUGACAAUGUGAUAUCUCAUUGGAAGAAUAGCUACUGCACUAAAGAAUUUGAACUACACAUGGGCGAAGAUUCCAAAUGUUGGACCAGAUCUCACAAACUUGAUAUACAAAACUGUGGAGAUGAGUUGGCAUGAUUUCUUGUGUCUACCAUUCAAAUGGCGUUGUAUCAUACAGUUCCUCUAUAUAAAUAGGCCUCAGAAGAAGGCUAAACACAUCAAACCGAAAGGCGCUCUCUCAUUCUCAUACCUCCAAACCUCAAGUACUCAACACAGAGGAAAGAGUCUUAGCAACAGAUAUGGCUUGCCAUCUUAGAUCAGUUAGUUUGCCUUCUAGGCCUCACACCAAGGUCGAAGAGGAGCUGCACAGCCUAGAGGCAAGCAUCUCUUCACCCUCCAUGACCAUCGAGACUAUCUCUGAUGGUUUGAGGAGGCUUGGAGACAUCUACAGCACCAUUGAAGAGAUCCUGUGCCUUCCUAGCAACCAAAUUUGCUCUUCCCAGCAAAGGAAGAUGUUGGAAGGUGAAACUGAGUGCUCCCUUGAGCUACUAGAUCUCUGCAAUGCCAUGCAUGAGGACUUCACCGAGUUGAAGGCCAUUAUCCAAGAUCUGCAAGUGGCGACCAGAAAAGGAGAUGACACCGCUGCUCAAGUCAAGAUCCAGUCUUACACCCGCCUAGUGAAGAAGGCGAAGAAACAUUUCAAGAAGGCCGCGAAGAAGGUUACAUCCAACAAGGAGGACUGCAGGAUGGUCAGGCCGUUGAGCGAGGCUAGGGAGAUCACCACCUCUCUCCUCGAGUCAACAGUACACCUCUUGUCCAAGCAAAUCGCAGUGCCAAAAUGGUCUCUCGUCUCCAAGGCAUUCCAGAAGAAGAACUCGGUUGUUUGCAAGGAGGAGCAGUUGCAGGUCCUAGAGUGCAGUGUCGGAGAUCUUGAGGCUGGAGCAGGAAUCCUGUUCCGGAGAUUGCUCCAGAGCAGAGUUACUCUCCUAAACAUUCUUAGCUCAUAGAUACUCUUCAACAUCUGCUACUCUUGCAGUGUGCGAUUGGCUUCCACCUUUUAAAGGAUUGCUGAUCUUUCUCAAUGUGUAUAUAUAUGUAGAAAUGUACAGAAUACUCCAUACAGAAAGGAAACAAAAG
Triticum dicoccoides is the source of this 1200-nucleotide messenger RNA. RefSeq lists its product as uncharacterized. NCBI's taxonomy places the organism in Eukaryota, Viridiplantae, Streptophyta, Magnoliopsida, Poales, Poaceae. The transcript has a single exon. Bases 363 to 1070 code for a protein of 235 amino acids. The record is from RefSeq and is a predicted model, not a curated record. Gene Ontology annotation, biological process: root development; shoot system development.